GGUGGUGAAUUAUUUCACUUUACUUUACUGUAAUAAAAUGUCUUCAAAAUAAUAACUCCAAAAUGUGAUUUGAAAUAUCGAUCAUCCGCAGUAAGCAAAGUCUCACAAAGGAACUUAAGUACCAUGUUUAGGUGCCAUAAACAAUUCUAUAAGAUAAUUUUAAACAGAGAACGUCACAUCCUUUCAUUCUGAUUUUGCCCGGAAAUGCCUCAGUAUGUGUGAAAAGUUGUUACGUCGGUAUAAACUCUGGCUUCUGUAGAAGAAGGCAUGAGGGUGCUCAACUUUUUAGCUGUAAAACAGUGCGAAAUAAGACGCUGCUUGCUAGUAUCGAAAGGGUGAGCAGCUUGGCUACCGGCCUAAAUCGCGGUAAACAUACCUAUAGAGCCAGAAUGAGGAAGCACACCUUCAUAAAAUCCCAGUGGCAGUGAGACACGCGACUUGAUUAGUGAACUUGAUAUUUUACGAGGAAAAGUUGUCAAAUCCACUGAAUUACGAUUGUGCCAAAAAGUUUCCGACCAAAUGGCCUUCAAUAGAUAAGAAGAGUGUCGAGAAAGUUUUUGAAGUGUUUUUUUUUCUCCACUCACAGCGGCAUAUGGAAAAUUAUGAUUUGCUAAAUGCUCAUUAUUUAAUUAUUCAUUGGAACUGGUUACUAUAACAGUUUGCUGAUAUCUUUCCUAUUCCAGGGCUUGUCGUGAAAAGGAAGUCGAAAAUAAAGAAGCAGCAAUGUUCUCACUGUGCUGUGCCUCUUACCGCUGCUGGCUGCUGAUGGCAGUACUCAAACAGCAGGCGCAAGCGAGACAACGCAGCAGCCUCCCUGCCUAGUUCUGCUCUCGAGAAUGCCUUGGACCGACGACGCGACCAAUCACUUGGAGUGUUUCAGGCGUCUGGGAUUUGCUAUCGGCGUACACGGGUACGCUUGUUGUGGGUAGUGCAAUUAGUGGCAGAAUAUUCACGUUCGAAAUGGGUUUUCGUCCGCAGUACAUCAUUCCGGCUGUGGCACUGCUGGUCAGCUGUGUGAGUGCUGGAGGCCCGGCUGCUUAUUCGAUUGCCGCACCCAGCCUGGACUACCACUCGGUUGGUUCCAGCCAGGAGCACACCGUCAAGGGACUGUACGGACAGAACGUCCUCUCGCAGUACUCUAAGGCUGUCGAUUCUGCACACUCGACCGUUCGUGUGGCGAGUUCCCGCCUGAGCAACGACGGAUACGCCUACGGGCCACAUUACGCCGCUGCCGCUUAUCCAGCCGCUGCUCACUAUGCAGCUCCCGCCGUCGCUGCAGCUGUCCACUAUGGAGCUCCAGCUGCCGCAUAUCCUGCCUACGGACACGCUCUGGCCGCACCGGUUGUUAAAGCUGCUUACCCAGCCUAUGGACACGCUCUGGCCGCUCCGCUAGGCUAUAGAGCCCCUAUCGCUGCUGCCCCGUUAGCUCAUCCUGGUGCUGUUGUGUCCUUCCACGGUCUUGGAGCACAGUAUGCCUGGUAAUCAGCUACUGGAUGUUGGACUUGGUCAGUUCGUACCUAAAAUCGAUAUUUACGAUGAAUCGCCCUUCUCACCGGCUUUACUCUACCGAAUCUACGAAUCUACACCGGCAUCGAUUUACUAGAAGUUAAGGUCACGGCAGUCAAGGAAGAAUGUAUCCGUUUGUGUUUCUAGUAUAGCAAGCGUAGCUUUAAUUUUGCAGCACCUGGAAUAACUGCAAGAACUGAGAUUUUAUCAUUAAAUACGUAGCUUUUCCCUACUUCUAUAAGCCCUCGGAAUGAUUUGUUUCCGGCAGCAAGGAGGACCCUAAGAUCCAGUCACUCCUUUUCUUCUUUAACUCCACCACUAUCCCGUGUAAAAAGUCUAUACUUUAGAGAAGAAUUGCAAAGACCCGUCGAAAGAAUAAACCAAUGACAAGAAAAAAUGUGAAUAAAAAAGUCCGCAAGAGAAAGACCAAUAAAUUUUAUUCCAUUCCA
Molecule: messenger RNA, 1955 nt
Organism: Wyeomyia smithii (pitcher-plant mosquito)
Lineage: Eukaryota; Metazoa; Arthropoda; Insecta; Diptera; Culicidae
Product: cuticle protein 21.3
Exons: 6
Coding region: 961-1482 (173 amino acids)
Source: RefSeq, a predicted model, not a curated record